AUGGGGAUCACUGGGCUCCUUCCGCUCCUAAAGCCGGUCACCAAGGAUGUACAUAUCAGAGAGCUCAAGGGUCUGACUGUCGGCGUUGACACGUACUGUUGGCUGCACAAGGGAAUCUACAGCUGCAGCGCGGAGCUUUGCCAGGGAAUCGCUACCGACAAGUUCAUCAAGUACUGCGUAGAGAGGGUUCACCUACUCCUGAGUCACGGGGUGAAGCCCUACCUGGUGUUCGACGGAGGCCACCUUCCCGCCAAGGCGGGCAAGGAGGAAGAGCGGAGGGCCAGGCGAGAGUCCAACCUGCAGCGCGGCAUGCAGCUGAUGAGGGAGGGGAACCCCUCGGGGGCGCACCAGUUCUUCUGCAAGGCCGCCGACGUGACCCCCUUCAUGGCGCACCAGGUGAUCAAGCGGAUUCCCGGCGUGCGGUACGUGGUUGCUCCGUACGAGGCGGACGCGCAGCUCGGAUUCCUCGCCCGAAACGGCCACGUCGACGCCGUCAUCACGGAGGACUCGGACAUCAUGCUCUUCGGCUGCACGCGCGUCGUGUUCAAGCUGGACCGCGACGGGACGGGGCAGGAGGUGGACCUGCGAGAGGUGUUCUCGCGAAGGAACGACGAGCUCGACAUGCGCGGCAUGAACGAGGACGACCUGAUGACGCUCUGCGCGCUCUCCGGCUGCGACUAUCUCCCUUCGGUGCACGGCAUGGGGCUCAAGAAGGCCUACCGGAUGGUGUCUCGUCACAAAGAGGCGAGUGCCAUCGCAGCAAACCCUGCCAUCAUCUGGCUGCCGAAGAUCUUGAGAGCGGUCAAGUUUGACUCCGCAGGGUCUUUCCCCCGUGGCUACGAAGCGGACUUCCAGCGAGCGUUGCUCACGUUCCGACACCAGCGAGCGUUCGACCCCGUGUCCCGCAGCGUGGUGCACAUGACGCCGCUGCCGGAGAUCUUGCCGAGCGCCAUAACGACAGCACCUUCUGCAGCUAACGACGGAAUGGGGCCCCGUGAUUUGGAUCGCGCCGCCGCGCUGGCCUUCCUGGGCCCUCCGGUUGAGCAAGAGAGAGGGUGCGCCGUCGCCGACGGCGACGUGGACCCCAUCACCGGGGAGACUUUUUCGGAGAUGGGAGGCCGGGGGGGGGGAAAGGACGGCGCGAAGACACCAGAGAGCGCCAUGAGCGAAGCGGCGGCCGCGGCGCUGGCGGCGUGGCGAGGGGGCUCCGUGCCUGCGCCAGGCGGCGGUGGUGGUGCGGGGAAAACGAAGAAGCUGUCCGCGCAGGGCAACAACCUCACCAAGUACUGGGGCGCGCCGCUGCCCUCCAAGAAGUCUGGCGCCAAGCGUUUCGGCGGUGGCGUGGCCGCGGGCCGCGGCGGCUUUGAGCUCGGCGGCGCCGGCGGCGACGGCGGCGCGACACCUGACCGCCCCCCGCGAGUGGCAGGCUUCCGCGGUGGAGGGGCCGCCGCAUCCCGAACGCUGGAGAAGAAACUUGAUCCGGACAGAGCCAGCCCGGCUCAGUCGCCGGCGUGCGUGUCCCCCGGCAGCUUCUACGCCGGCGUCAGCCCGUCCCCCCCCCCGCCGCCGGCCACGGCCUCCUCCGGCGAGGUCAACGGGUGCGAGGACAAGGAGAACCAGGACCCGCUCUCGAUGCCACCGCCGCUCGAGGACAAUCCAUCGGGGGGGCAGGGAGAGGAGGAUGACCCGCCCGCUGCUUCGACGAGCAAGUUCUUUGGCGGCGGUGGCGGUGGCGGCGGCGGUAGGGGGGAUGCGGCCGUGCAGUCGUCGUCCGGCCUCCGUAGGCGAUUUCGGCCACCUCUCGCUGCGGGCAGGAGUUCCGCCGCCGGCGCCGCCGCCGGCGGUCGCUCUGCUCUUUGCGGAGGUGUCGGCGGCGGCCAUAACGACACCGGAGACACGGGCCCAUGGGGAGCAGCACACUACGCGUAUCCUCGCCUCGAUGUUCCGCAAGAGACGGCGGCGGUGGCCGGGGCGACUGGCUUGGGCUCAGGCACCGCCACGUGCAGCGGUGGCGGCGGUGGCGGCGGCGGCCGGCUGAAGCGGAGGCGGACGCUCGGGCUCGGAUCGGUGGCACCCAGCGGGAUGAUCCGCGGCUUGGAAGGGGUGGGGGGCGGCGGGUCUGGGGGACCCGGUCGGCGCAGCAAAAGCCUUGGAGGAAGGUGUACCUAGCGCUGCGAGGUUUGACGACGAAGACGACAACCCUAACGGCAACGACGGUGACGAAGCAGGCUGUGUCGGAGACGCUAGCGGUGAUUGCGUCAACAACCUCUUCGAGAGGUUCGCGGCGAGGCCGCAACAUCAUCAUCAUCAUCAU
Molecule: messenger RNA, 2314 nt
Organism: Ectocarpus siliculosus
Lineage: Eukaryota; Phaeophyceae; Ectocarpales; Ectocarpaceae
Source: the annotation of a GenBank genome assembly